UGACCUUAGACUCACACAGCAUCUCUCAACCGUCUGAUUCUGAACAGCAGAUAAAAUGGUGUCUGUGGUACCACUGAGGGGUGUCAUCAUCUUCCUCUGCCUGCUUCAUCUGUGUGUUCAAGGCGUUCAGGAUGUGGACACUGUGUGUCUUGCUCAAAUGACUCAGUAUUUUUAUGACAAUGUCCAGCCAAAGACCGGACAAGGAACUGAUGCUCAGUAUGCAUUAUCAAUCUAUGUCCCACCGGCUCAUUGUGUAGAUAGUGGUACUAAUAUCGAGAAUGUGUUUGACAAAGAAGAUGCAGCAAAAGUGAAAAUGCUUCUCAAUAGAGGUGACAAAUGUGAACUUUGCACAAAGCAACAAAAUGUAAUAGCUUCACGGCCAGUUAGAAUAGAUAAAAAAACAACAGAACAUGCUGAGCGUGUUCUGCUCUAUCCUGUUGGUAACUCGCUCAUGGACAAACUUUUAGCAAAGGCAAGCGACAAAAGCUUUGUAGUGUUUUAUUCGUACAACUCACCUUGUGUGACAAAAUGCCUUAAGAGUGCAGACAAUAUUCUCGAAGGCCUUAGAAAUUGGAUCAAUAAAAGAAAAAUAGAGCGUAAAAUGAAUGCCUUUGUCUUCCAAGAGAUCUGGCACAAGGACAAGAACAAGGAUCUCCAAACAGAAUUUAAAAAGAUUGAUGAGAUAGUGCCUCUUUAUCGGUGUAUGAGAAUCAGUAAUGUGAUGGAAUGCCAGAAAUGUGUGAAUAAUAACGGUGUGGAACCCUUCUGUCUGCCCAAAAAGAAAUAAGUACAUUUCCUUUUCCAUGAAUUGCUUGCAUCGGUGAUCAAACUGUGAUGUGUUAUUAGUAAAUGAUUUUCUUUUCAUUACUUUCAUUGAGCUUUUAUUCUUUUUGCUCCGCAAACACAUUAGGCUGUCUAUGCAAUCUGUGCCUUAUAAACGUAUGUAAGCACGUAUAUUAGAGGCAUGGCCAUAAUGUAUACUAUGUAAUGUAUGCAGUUUUUGCAAACAAUAAAUUCUGUUCAUGC
This is a messenger RNA of Carassius auratus (goldfish), 1026 nucleotides long. RefSeq lists its product as uncharacterized. The coding region runs from base 56 to 787 and encodes 243 amino acids. The transcript has 3 exons. The record is from RefSeq and is a predicted model, not a curated record. NCBI's taxonomy places the organism in Eukaryota, Metazoa, Chordata, Actinopteri, Cypriniformes, Cyprinidae.